CCCAGGUUUCCGGGGGGAAGGGAAUAAGCGUGGCACCCGUCGUGCCCGGGAGCAGGAAGGGCCCAUGAGCGCCGCACUCCUGGUGGGCUACAGCAGCAGCAGCAGCAGCAGCGGCUCAGAAGGCGAGGAUGGGUCCGGGCCCGGGCCCAGGCCCGAGCCCGGUGCAGAGCCCGAGGAGGGCGGCAGCCGUGGAUGUCGCCAUCCUCCAUCUCCUCCUCCUCUCCCUCGGCUGCCCAUUCCAGACAGUGUCUUGAACAUGUUUCCAGAUCCAGAAGAUGGGAUUGUGGAUGACAUUGAAAAACAUGGUGGCAGAAUACGAACCUUCCCCCAUGAAAGGGGUAUUUGGGCCACCCACGUUUGGGUGCCCUAUGAAGCAAAGGAAGAUUUUUUUGACCUGCUUGACCUUCUCAUGACCCAGGCCCGGAGGGUACUGCCCAGGCUGGUAAAGAUGGAGGAGUUCCACGUCAGUCUGUCACAGAGUGUGGUCCUGCGGUAUCACUGGAUCACGCCCUUCGUGCAGUCCCUGAAGAGCCGCAUGGCCUUCUUCCACAGGUUCUUGUUCACAGCCAACCAGGUGAAAGUUUACACAAACCAAGAGAAGACGAGGACCUUCAUUGGGUUAGAGGUUACUGCGGGGCAUGCUCAGUUCCUAGACUUGGUCUCAGAGGUGGACAGAGUGAUGGAGGAGUUUGACCUGGCGACUUUCUACAAGGAGCCUUCCUUCCACAUCAGCCUGGCCUGGUGUGUUGGAGAUGUACAAUCUGAGCUGAAGGAGCAGGCCAUCCAGGGGCUGCAGCUUUCCUGAUGCAGUGGGAACUCUCUCCUUGGAGACAGAAGACCUUGGUUUGAAUUCUAACUGCGCUACUCACCACCUCUGCAACCUUAGGCAAGUCAGAACAUCUCUCUGCUUCAGUUUCCCUAUCCAUAAAAUGACCUCUAAUCAGCUCUUAGCUGCUUCCCAUAAAACGCUGGUAAAGCAAGUAAGGUAAGAAGCGUUAUGGAUCUCCAUUUUACAGAUGGGAAAACCAUAGGGUACCUAAUUAGCCCAAACAAAGGUCAAACAGUGGGAGAACUUUCAUCUGUUGAUAUCUAGCCUGGUGUGUCUGCCAUAUUGCCUCCAAGUCCUGGCCAGGGCAUUUUUUUUUUUUACUCAGCAGUCUUUCAGACAAUGUGGAGGUGUUUGCUCCCCGGUACUCGCAGAUGGAGCGCCCAACUUUGUUUCAUGAAUCAUUGUCCUUCAUCAGGUCUCCUCCCGCCAUCUUUUCAGAAUCUGGCGCCGCUCCCUGUGCUGAUGACAGCUCAAGGUUAGCUGGUUACCAGCCCUUCUCCUCGGGCUUGUGCUGGAGGGGGAGGAGCUGCUUGUGUUUUCUAAACUUCGAGGGGAGCCAAGCCUGCCUGAUUUCCACAGUGAAAGUCACAGCUGUAGAAAACCCCAAACGAAGGGGGACAAGCCUAGUCCCAGUGCACCGUUUUGUUGGAUCCAGACCCAGCUGGUUGCCCUGUUGCUCCUUCACCAUCUGGAUAAAACCAGUGUCUGACAAUUCAUUGAUGCUGGUGUUUUUCCACAGUCACUUGUAGGCAAUUACUGGGAACACACCGUCUGCAGAAGACAAAUACACUUAGAGUGUUCUAGGAAACCAGUCCCUUUGGAGAGCUCUGCCCAAUGUUAUUAGGCAUUUCCAUUAACAACCCCAAGAAUGGAUUUUACUAAUCAAAUUUGGGAAGGAUGUGGGACUGGAAGCCCAGCUGUGCUGAAUAGGGAAUUAGAAUGCAGCAUGACUUUGAGAAAUGGGCCAAAAUCAAUACGAUGAAAUUCAAUGGUAGAAUGGAAAGGAGCUGAUAGAGCAAGGAAAUCGGAAAUUCACUGAGAGAUGGGGAGGGUGGCUGGGCAGAAGAAUGACAGAGAAGCAGUGGGGGAGCUUGGCUUGUGCCCAGCCCAGGGGACCUCUGCAAGAGACAGGAUUUGGGGCUCGUCAGCUUGCAGUUGAGGAAAAUAAAAAGAAUUCUAGUCUCAGUUGAAACCCAUUGGGUUCCCAUCAGGAUCACUGAGCACCUGUGGAAAGUGAAGAAAAAGAAAGGGACAUCUUAACCUGCUGACUUAUCACAAAAGAAAAAGAAAAUCUUCAGUUAUAUAAUAGCCAUUUGACAGUCCUCAGAACCUCUUUGGUAUUUGUAUAAAAAAAAAAACAACUAAAGACCAAAAAGAAACUACAAAAUAUCUUCA
Messenger RNA from Phascolarctos cinereus (koala), 2224 nucleotides. It is a transcript of the gene USB1, whose product is annotated as U6 snRNA biogenesis phosphodiesterase 1. Gene Ontology annotation, cellular component: nucleus. NCBI's taxonomy places the organism in Eukaryota, Metazoa, Chordata, Mammalia, Diprotodontia, Phascolarctidae. Gene Ontology annotation, molecular function: 3'-5'-RNA exonuclease activity. Gene Ontology annotation, biological process: U6 snRNA 3'-end processing. The record is from RefSeq and is a predicted model, not a curated record.